Messenger RNA from Hypoxylon fragiforme, 1602 nucleotides. RefSeq names its product auxin efflux carrier. Gene Ontology annotation, biological process: transmembrane transport. Lineage: Eukaryota; Fungi; Ascomycota; Sordariomycetes; Xylariales; Hypoxylaceae. Gene Ontology annotation, cellular component: endoplasmic reticulum; membrane. The coding region runs from base 1 to 1602 and encodes 533 amino acids. The record is from RefSeq and is a predicted model, not a curated record. The transcript is spliced from 3 exons.
AUGGCCGAAAAUAACCACGACGCUCAUCCCUCCAUCGAUCAUCUAGUAUUGCUAGUAUUUGAGGCUGUCUUGGAGGUUGUGUGUGUCAGCUUGCCCGGUUAUGUCAUUGCAAGAUUGGGACACUUCGAUGCCGAAAAGCAGAAGUUUCUCGCGAAUUUGAAUGUCAUGCUAUUCACACCAUGCCUAAUCUUCACAAAGCUAGCAUCGCAACUCAACGCCGACAAACUAGUCGAUCUUGCAGUCAUACCUGUUAUUUUUAUCAUCCAGACUCUAGUUUCAUAUGUGGUAUCCGUUGGCGUGUCCAAGGCAUUCCGAUUCGCGAAGCGUCCCGCCAAUUUUGUGACGGCUAUGGGCGUGUUUGGCAACUCCAACUCUUUACCGAUUUCUCUGGUUAUCUCCUUGUCGCAAACCUUGAAGGGACUCCACUGGGACAGAAUACCAGGCGACAACGACGAUGAGGUGGCAGCAAGGGGUAUAUUAUAUCUCUUGAUUUUCCAACAACUCGGACAGUUGGUCAGAUGGAGUUGGGGAUACCAUGUUUUGUUGGCCCCUAAGAGUCGAUAUGAAGAAUAUCAAGAUGAGACGGUCGAGGAAGGCAGAUACCGCGAUGAUGUCGAUGAUGUGCCCGAAGCAUUGAUACCAGGCCUGGAUGAGCAUACUCUUGGGGAUGGCCAUUCAGAUGCCUCGGAUGAUUCCGACGCAUACGAGCCAGCUGGUCGAACCCCUGUAGCCGGAACGUCACUCACAACACCCGUUGACUCAGAUGAUGAGGCUAGCACACCUAGGAGACGAUCAGCGCCAAAGAAAUACGGCAAUGGUAUAAACGGCGACAUGGUGUCAUUUCCCCGGGUAGGCGAUAACGAGUCAGAUGUUCCCACUGGGCUCCAGGGUUGUUUCGUUCGUGCGAGCCUUCGUAUCAACAAAGCCAUGACAUCUACCAAGCAACGCAUUGCGUUGUGCUCUGGACGUGUGUACCAGCGCCUACCAAACCCAGUUCAGAAGGUUUUGGCUACGACGUGGAAAGUAUGGCUUCGAGUGUACGGCUUCCUUUGGGAGUUCAUGAAUCCGCCACUAUGGGCUAUGCUCAUCGCUAUUGUCGUUGCUUCGGUGCCCGAUCUGCAGAGGGUUUUCUUCUCGGAAGGAACGUUUGUCAAUAACAGUGUAACGAGGGCGGUAACGCAGACUGGCGGUGUCGCUGUACCACUUAUCUUGGUAGUAUUGGGUGCCAAUCUGGCUCGAAACACGCAAACCCAAGAGGUUAGGGAUCCCGAGGAAGAACAGAUAGGGAAGAAGCUACUCGUGGCCUCGCUCAUCAGCCGCAUGCUUCUACCUACCCUUAUCAUGGCGCCUGUCCUAGCGCUCUUUGCCAAGUAUGUGCCGGUUAGCAUACUCGAUGACCCGAUCUUUGUCAUCGUCUGCUUCCUCCUCACAGGUGCCCCCAGCGCUUUACAAUUGGCACAGAUUUGCCAAAUAAAUGAGGUCUAUGAGGGAGUUAUGUCGAAAAUAUUAUUCCAGAGCUACGUUAUCUGGAUCCUCCCUUCCACGCUGGUGCUUGUUAUGAUAGCCCUAGAGACUGUGGAGUGGGCUCAGUUGAGUGGUUAA